This is a messenger RNA of Pomacea canaliculata, 9343 nucleotides long. RefSeq lists its product as uncharacterized. The coding region runs from base 588 to 3032 and encodes 814 amino acids. Lineage: Eukaryota; Metazoa; Mollusca; Gastropoda; Architaenioglossa; Ampullariidae. The transcript has 11 exons. The record is from RefSeq and is a predicted model, not a curated record.
UGUGGAUAUGUAAAGAACUUACACAGGAUUCAUUUAAUGUGUCAUUUUGUUUCAAAAAACUUUUUAUUUAGGGUCCUGUUUGUUAUUAUAAGAAAUGUACAAAUCUGCUGUUCGAACUGCCAGCAUCUCUGGCAGUUUUUACAGUUUUUACACAGAGCAGACAGAAAGGGGAAUAAUAAAAGGUCUGGCUGCAAUUAUUUACAAAGUUAUAAAACUCAUCCUGGAGACUCGAUUGUUGUGACAAGACAUUUAUUUAUAUGACAGCUUUAGUUAAAAGGUAAAAUGGAAGAAAAGCUGUAAUUGGUUUACCAGAUUAUUUUCAGAUAAACCAUAUAACUAUUUACUAUUUAAAGCUGUCAGCUACUAGUAGUGCCCCAAGUUCUAGAUUAGGUACUUUUACUGUAUUUAUAUAUAGAUAUGCCUACAUUCCUGUUCACUGUCAUCCAGGAAGGAGAUUACAUGUAGUAAAUUAUAUUCAGUAGAGUGUAGAGCUGUUUCAUUGUUAAACUUGCUGAAGGCAAGGCUCGUGUUUAAGAGAGCAGCCUCAACUUUCAGAUUAUGAAGAUAACAAGGAGCCUCUGCUGAUUAUGGCAUCACUCUCGCAGCGCCAUCUUCUCAGUCUUGUAGAGGCAGAGACUGAAGCUCUUGAUGGCAUUGGGGCCAUUGUGACUGCUUCUGUCUUAACCUUGGUGCUGGUGUUGGUGUUGCUGAUGUGUACUUGUGACCAGGGCAGAGGUUAUGACCUAGCACAGAUCCAUUGCGAGGCAGAGACAACAGAGCUGCAGAGCGUUUCUCACAGAAACUCUGCUGGCCCCAAGACUUUGGUAGCUACAGAUUUAGCAGGAGAUAUAGAAGCUUUGGUGGAUGGGGAAGCUGGUCAGACUGUGGUUGCUGGAGAGAGGGCACUAAAUAAUGGAGUGUCAGCAAACAGGAACAGCAUGGGCUCUAACAGUCACAGUCGCCAGGCUAGCAGUGGUUCUCUGCAGAUGCGUCCAACAAGUCUGCGGGAACUCCCUGAAGUGCCUACCAGCAAUCACAGUCGUAAUCAUUCUGGCUCUGGUGGCUUGGAGAAGCAGGCAGGUGGACUGCGCAGCAGCCAUGAGGGUGAUGAAGAUGAUGUUGGCUAUGAUCAUCUUUGUGCAAGGGUUGGCUCCAGCAACAAGCCUGCCAAAAAUUAUGACCACAUUAAACUAGACUCUCCUGGUCAGGUGAGCAUAAGUGCUACUCCUGUGUCUGAUCCUGACAACAUCUCAGAAAACCACUACUCUCAAGUGAGGGAGAGGACUUACGAUGUUGUGAAAGAUGUUCGAGCAAGAGGAGCCACCAAUUCUAUGGCAUCACAUGACUUUGAUCCUUAUGCCAAGGUGAAAGAUGAUGAUGACGAUAAAGAGGAUCCAUAUGCCAAAGUCAGAGAUGGUGAAAAGGACACAGAUGACUAUUCCCAUCUGAAGCACAAGCAUCUUGUCCAUGCUGUGCCAUCUGUCAAAGCUGCCAAAGGGGUGGUGGAGGAUGAUGAAGAAGAUCCAUAUGAAAGAGUUAUUGGGGAUUCUGGUAGUGCAAGAGUGCAGGUACCACUGUCCGUGGCUGACUUAGAUGAUCCUUAUUCCACGGUCAUGGAUCAGCCAGCUGUGACUGUUAUUCCCAUGCAUGUCUCAACAACGACUGUCACUAAUUCAUCAGCUGGUGGUGCUGUCAACUCCAUCAAACACAAGAGCAGCAGCGUGCAUGCCAGUCAUGGUCUGCCUCGGAGUGAUAGUAACCACUUUCAUCUAAAGUAUGCUGAUGAAGAUUCUGAAGUGCAGGGAGACUAUGCUGUCGUCAUGAAAGACCGCCAAGGCAGUGUGUAUAGAAGACAAAACAAUGAGCAAAGGGGAGAUGAUGGCGAAGAGGAUAUCAUGCCUUAUUUUUCUUCCCCUCCUGAACCUCCUCGGCUGUAUGGGACAGGUGAGACUUUGGAAGAGGAUGACGCCAUGGCAGCAACACCUGGCAGUCCCUCUGGUGGAAGUCGAAGGGCAGAAACAAAGGAGCACAAGUACACUAAGGUAACAGCUCGUGAGUCUCUGGCCAGCAUGACAGCACGGAAUGCACUCAACAUGUACGAGAUAGUUCCUGACCUUGCAGAAAACACUUAUGCCACGGUUGAAGGUGGAUCAGGAGAUGGUGUUGUCCACUACGCUUCUGCAUCCAUGACUCAGGUUUAUCCCCACCGACAUGAUGCUGACCCUCUCAAUGAAACUUAUGCUGAAAUUAACACAUCGACCUCAGGAACUUACACACCAACAGUUCCAGAGCCCCCAUCCCUGGACACUCUUCAUUUUAUGACCAAGUCCACCACAUCAAGUGAAGGGGACCACAGCUACAGGAACCCUAGCAGUCCAUCUGCAACAAAUGCUGGUGUCUUUAUGAUGGAUGAUGGAUAUGCUGCUGUUUCCAAGACCUCUAGUUUUUCACCUAGUGAAACAGCCUUACCCCUGAUUCCUCGCAGUGCAACGACAGGCAGUGUCCAUAAUCCCAGCGAGCUGACUAAUGAUGCAUCAGCCAAUGGUAUAUCAAUGCACCCAGAUUAUCAUCGAGUCAAAGACUAUAUUGGAGUUCAGGACAUGGAAAAUGAUCCAAACUAUGAAAGCGUGGAUGAAGCUUAUGCUAGAACAUCCUCAUCCAUGGCUGCCUUAGGAUCAAACUCUGCCACAGCCUCAAAAAUUGUUGCCUCCCCUUCUCGGCGGCAGCAUGAGUAUGAAGAGGUCAGCCCCUCUGGUACACCAUUGUCUGGUGGGCGCAAGUCAAAUGGACAGACAUCAGCAUUAUCUAAAGGCAAGACACAAAACUCAAGCAUCUCCACUGACACUGUGGAGACAAUCAUUCCUUCUGUUCACAGCCAUCAGUCCAUCCAAACAGCAGCGUAUGCAAGGGACCGGGUGUUGGAAGGACACAUGUAUGAAGAUAUCAACGAAGUGCAGAAAAGAAAGCGCUCCCUUGCUUCCAAGUCUGCAGGUGGAACCAAAGUUAACAAAGAAGCAGAGUCCACACACUGAAGGGGAUGUAGUUCUUUCAUAUUAACUAUUUGUUGGCUAGAGGUGCUAUGGUGAAUAGAUUACUGUCACUAGUAUUACCUCUCUGACCAGGCUCACACUCUGAGCAGAUGUGAAAAAAAUUUCUCAAUGCAUCAUUCCUCCUACUCCACUGUAAAAGUGUCUUUAAGCUUUGAACAGUUUUCAAUAAUGAUCAUGCUGCAAUGACGACUGAAGUGUAUUUGGUUGUAAAGAUUGCUUUGAAAGAGGAAAGGAUGCUUGCAAGCAUUCCUGUUCAUGAUAAACCUAAAAAAAAUUCUUUAUAGCCUUAGUUCAUUUCCAAAUAUAGAAUGAAAGAAGAUUCAAGCUGUGUAGUGAUCAAAAGCGAUUGGCUUAUAUAAUCAAGGCUUAUAAACAUAGGUGUAAAUCACAACAGUGCAUUCUCCACAUUUGCUAAGACAUGCUUCCCCUUACUGUUUACAGUGUGUAGAAAGGCUUCUGACAUGUUAGUGAAUGAACUAGAUUGAGUGCCCUCUUUUUAAAAAAAUACAAGAAUGUUUUACUUUUAGAGUGACAGCAUUUCUAAGAUUUUUGUGUAGGGCAGAAAUUGUUGAAAUUUUAAAAAUGUGUGUUCGUCCUCUUUGUAAGCAAAUUUCCAUGGAUACUUUUAUAAACUCUUAUUACUUACACCAUUUUAAAUGCAAAGUUUAACAAGACUUUUUAUAUGUGCAAUAAAACUGAGUGAUGGGGAAAGUUAAAAGAAAAAAAUCAUUAACUAAAUUUAAUUCAAAUUUUUUUAAAGUUAUGAGUACAACUAUCAACUCUGAAAGCAAAUGCAUAAAUACUUCUAUCUCCUCAGUACUUAUUUUUACAGAAAUCUUUACAUAUAUAAAUAUAUAUGUAUGUGCACGAACAUGUACUUACAUGUAGCCAAGGACACAGUAGAUGGAGGCUAGGGUUAAGAUUUUGUAAAUGCUUCCUUGUCUUAAAUAUAUGAUCUGAUACCAGAAAGUUUUCUUAAAAAAUUAUCCCAUUUAUUUUUGGAUUAGAUACUAGUUUGGAAAACUUCAACUUUUGUUUAAAAGGGACAGAGCUUUUGAUGCCUUGUACUCAUUUUCACAUGAAAUAUCUUUUCAUAUUUUUGGGUUUCAGUCCUUUGUGCUUAUUCUUUGUGCACAUGAAUAUCUUAUAGCAGAGUAUGAAUAUGCUUAAGGUAAAAUGCAAACGUACAUUUGCAAAUGCAACAUUGCAAAUACACAUUCAUUGAUGUUCCGUUCUCUUUAUCUUUCUCUCUCACACAUACGCAUACUAGGGAAACACUCCUGCACAUCUGCAAAUGUAAGUAGCAUAUAUAUUUUUGCACUUGAAUUGUAUGUAUGCCACAUAUGCAUGUGGAGAGACUGUAUACAUUCUCUUUCUCACCCUCCCCCUCCCCCCAGAAACAUGAACACAUUUGCUAGAUAUCUUUUUGUUUUGUUUUUUUAUCAAUAUAUUAGAAAAAUGCAACACAGACCAAAUAAACAGUCCUCUAAUUUCUUUGUGCUUGAAGAUUUGAGGUCAAGGUCUCACUCAGAGAGGGUUGAAUUGUACUGUAUCUUUAGUCACAAAUGUGAAUGUAUAUUUACAUUGUUUUAAAAAUGGCUUAUGUAUUGUACAUGUAGUUGAAUGUUGUAAAUCCAACAGUUUCAUUUCAAUGAAACUAUUUUCCCAAAUAUGGUCCUUCUAUGAAAUCAGCCCUGACCAAGCUUAUAGCCUUUUGACUUGUGUUAGGGUAUUUGUUUAUUGUACUAUAAGAAACCUAAUGGAAUACAUUAUUACUAGUUCUUGUUACCAGAAAGGAUUUUUGUUUGUUCUCAGGUUUGUUCUGCACAAUUGGCAAGAGACUAGCCUGAAAUUUACCAUUAACACAUAUUGUUUCUAUAUAUUUUUCUUGCAGCUUGCUGAUAUAUUGUGCAACAUUUUCCCUCCUUGCAGAAAGUUUGAACCUUUCACAGCUUUAAAUGAAGAUCAUAUCAUUAAUUGCAUAUAUCAUGCAUAUUUAUCGUUCAGUUUUUAUCAUGUUUGGUUGUAUUGAAUUAUAUUGUUUCAUGGACUGGCAAUAUACACAGGAAUUUUAUCUGGAAUUCAAACUGGAUGUUUAUGAGUUCCACUUGAACUUUUUAAGACUUUUAUCUCAGAAUUUGUGAUUGUUUUGGCUUAUGUGUUUUACAUAGAGACUUUUGAAUAGCUUGCUGUUUGAAAAAGUUUCACUAAGAAGGAUUGGGAACUUACAUGAAUUACUACGUGAUGAUCAAAUAUGUGGACUUUUCAUUAUACUGAGCAUACACGUAACCAGACAUGUAAAAAACUAUUGUGGUUCUCUGUCUAGAUUUUAAGGGAAUCUUAAGUUAGAAGAAAGGUGUCAGCAGUUCUGGUGGAAUUUCAUGUGAUUAAUAUUUACAUUUGGCUGGUUGUUCAUGAGUUAGAACUAAAUUUAUAGAGUGUAACUCAUAAAGUAACUGACUUUGGCUCUGUGAGAAUGCUUUUUUUUAAAAAAAAUGAUGAAGAGUCAACGAGGUCAAGCAAGGGAACAACACCUGGUUCAGGCUUAAUGUUGCAGUGUCUUUAACUGUAAGAAAUAAUUGUCUGUUCAUGUAGUAAACUACAGAAAAUUUUGCAGAUUCUGCCUAUGUGCUGACUGUACAAUGUGUAUCAUCUUAUAUGUACAAUAUAUAUUGUCCUAUUUGCCAGUGAUUAGCACUCUGUAUAUGGUGCAUUUUGCUUGUAGACCUUUAGAAACUAGCUUGUCUCAUUAUUGCUGCUGGAGUAAUAUUUUUGUGAUCAUGUGUAACUUUCAACUGCCUUUUUUUGAAGAUUUGAGAGUUGUUCUCACUUGCUGCCAUUGUAAGCAGAACACCACUGGGAGCCUUUGUGUCGUCUACCAGUCAACACCAUCAACGCCUUGCUUUUUACCAGGAUGCUUGUCUCACAUUUUCAAUAAUAAGAUGUGCAGUCACUUGUGUGUAGGUGCUUGUGCUUUGACAUGGAGAGUGGAUAUACAGUUCACAGAGUGGUUUAUUUUUCUACUUGCUUUGGGUUUAAACUUAAUUUUUGUUACAAACAUUGGAAAGCACAUUGGCACUAAGGGCACUUACUAUAUAGGGAGAGAAGACUAUUUGUAAGUAUUCUGUUAAAAAAAAAUAUAUAUGUAUAUGGCAUGUGUGUGUGUAUGAGAGAGAGAGAGAGAGAGAGAAAAAGAUAUUUGGAACAAUUUGUUGUAAUCCCCACGCUUGCCAAAGAGUAGAGGAGUACUCAACAUUGUUUGCAGUUGUGUUAGAUUAUACAUAGCCACCAACUUAUUUGCUUUGCCAAAUGAGUCUAAGAAUAACAGUUGAGAUGCAGCUGACCAAUUAUUUUAAGAUGCUCCUCGUACUGAACAUAAAGGUAUUGCAGGUUGAAUGAUUUGGUUACGAAGGAAGUUUUUCAUUUGAAGCUGAAAAGCAGAGCUUUUGUUUAAUUUGCUUAAAGUGCAUGCUGUCUUAUGGAUGUAGUUGUACGUGAUAAAAUAUGGGACACAAGUUUAUUGGUGCUACUCUGUGUAAUGAGUACAGCUUUUUGGAGGUAUGCCUGAGUAUUCAGCACAGAUUGUUGGAGGAAGUUGUCACAAUGGAUACAGAGAAUUGUUUAGAAGAAAACAGCUGAUGUGAAUGAAAUGCAAAGUCUUUCAGAGCAAAUAAUGCUGAUGAUGACUUGCAUAACAUUUUCUUUUAUUGCUCAUUUAUUCUACUUCAUUGCCUGUUGCAUUGAUUAUCAUAUGGCUGUUUGACGUGCCACAAUGCUUGUGAGUGAAUGAGCAUGAAGAAGAUGCUUUCAGAUGAACUUCUCAGUGUACCAGAUCUGCCAGUAAAAUCUGCAGGCUGCCUCAGUAGCACAAGGUUUGCUUACUCAAUCACAGCGAAAAUUGCCAGUGCUUUUGCAACAAAUAUUAGCAUUAUCUCAUUAUUACUGGGUUUUUUUACCUAGUCCAGUUUUGUUUCCUCCCAUGCACCAUCAUCAACCAAUUUCAGCUUGUGUUGGUCUUCCACAUAUUGCACUCUUUUGUCUUGCUUCUUUCCUGCUGUCUUGCCGUGGUAUAGCCUUACUCGCUGUCAUGGCGUAAAACUCAACUAGCCGACCAUUAUUUCCUGCUGUAAUGGUCAUUGCCUCUCAUCUUAUUGCCAGUUAUCUUCAUCUUUAGUAAUGCAUUAUAAGCUUUAUCUUCAAUAAUCCAUCAAGUCAUCUUUGAAGUCACAUGACAUUUGCCUUUGUUGUCAUUUUACCAUUUACCUUCAUAUUUGGUUUCAUGGACCAUUUUUGUGAGCGCGAUCCUCUUUUCUCUCAAGACCUUGCUUUUAACGAGAUUAGACACGUCAGAGUUUUUACAUGACUGCCUUGAGAGCUAAAGUUAUCUGCAGCAUUAUUUAAGCUAAUACAGAAUUUGGUGCACAAUGCAGGGAAUACAAGUGCGAUGAUUACUGAAGUGCAUGAAAGUGCUGAAAUCUGAAUCUUCCAUUUUGCAUGCGUAAAAUGCAUCCAGAUGAUUGGAAACAACAUUCAUUAUCAAGAUCAAGUCUGUAGAGCAUAGUUCCUGUUUGUAUCAACCAUAUAGACUGUAAUAGUUAUGUUACAACGGCUUGAACUUUUACUUGCAGAUGGGACCAAGUCAGUCGGUACUAAACACAGAAGAAGAGUUUGGCUCAGUUAUUUUUGGUUAAGAACAGAGGCAUUGCAUUUAGGAAUAGGUACAUGUAUGGUUGACAGUAUUAGGAGAGGUAAGGGACAUUUUAGAAGUGAAAUUGUUUACUUGCUAUGGAAAAAACCCAUCACUAACCCAAAUUAAAAAUAUUGGCUGGGGCCAUGGACCAUAGUUUAUUAAUUCCAUUCAAUAAUUUAAAUUUUGCUUUAUUGUCUGCUUAUUUUUAAGGCUAGCUUAUUUAUUGUAACCAGCAGUCUGACAGCUUGCAACAUUGAUGAAGGCUUCAUGCAUUUGUUUCAUAUUAUGCCAGUAUUGCAUAUUUGUAAGCAGUGUUGUUACUUUCAUGUAAGCUUUAUAUUUUUUUUUUUGGUUAGAAGUUUCUUUUAUGACUGCCAACCAUCAGAAAACAGCAUGUGUUACAGCAGCAUAACUAAAGAAUUUGUAAAAUUUCAUAAAAGAAAUGCUUGCCAGAGUUAAGCACCAUGAUUUAGUUCAAUGGUCAAAUGCAAGAAGUUCUUCUAUUGAACCUUUGGAAACAUAAGGUAUCUUUACUAAAAAGUACUAGCAGGGAUAGCACCGGUAUAAAGAUACAAAUCGUUUCUUUUUUCAAAUAAUAACAUGUUGGCACAGAUGUGUGCAGUAGUCAUUGGCAGAUAUUCAUGCAGUCGGAAUAGUUUUGCAAAUGUUAGUAUGAGAAUUGUUACUGCUGUUGUUGUUUUCACCAAUUUUGGCAAUUGUUAGCAUAAACAGUGAUAGCUUCAAAGUUAUUAAUAGAAGUAUCACUUUUGUUAUAGGACUGCUGGUCAUACAUGAAAAGACAUGCUAUGAUUUAGCAAACUUGUCAGUAUCAAUCCAUUUCUUUUCCUUCUUCUGAUAUUAAGGCAGAGCAAAACCUGUUUACACUAUUACAGUAUAUUUAUGUUGAAUAAUAUUUUUUUUUACUGGUGAUUUGUGUUUUCACAAUGCAAGAGGCAUAUUUGUUGGACUUUUGUUGCAUGUGGAAAGCGAAAAGGGCAGGAACAUAUAAGUCUAUACAUUUAUUUUUAAAACAGAGAGCUUAAGAUUUGGUAAAAUUUUGCUCAAUAUUUUUGCUUUUGUUGCACCCUUCAGUCCAUGACCACCACCCAAUCUAUGCUGGAAUACAUGUGGUUAUCUGUCUUUGCCUUCCAGUCCAAUUCCCACCGAGAAAGACCCUGUUGAUUGCCUAUACCAUCUAAAUACUUUUAUCUUCAUUAUCCAUCCCACACAUUCCCCUGUGGUGCUGGAAGUCACAUCUGUUUGGACUCAAGGAGUUUGCCUUGAACAAGCAGCACUGUGGCAGUGUAUGUGCAAAUGAAACAUGCAUGUAUGUGCAUAUCCUAUGAUUAUCAGUGUUUUUAGCCAUUUUUUUGUUUUCUGCUCUUUAUACACGUGGAUUCUUGCUGUUGUGGAAAUGGAAGAGUGCAUUACAUCUGAGCAAAUUUUAAGGUCUUCUAAUAUUAAGUUGUGAAUCUUUAUUGUGCGGGUGUUCAGCUUUUUAAAAAUUGUAUUUAUUGUUGUGUAUUACUAUGUGGUACAUCUGGCAGCAAGAUUGGCAUGUUAUGAUUCAGCAAGCUGAAUAGAUGGAAUGUCAAUUCUCAAU